UCACGUAUUGUCCCGUCAGUACUACACAGCUGAGGGACAGCUCUUUAAAGAAAGACAGUAACUUUCUAAAGAUAUUAAAUUUGAUAUUAUGAGAUUUUAAACUCAGGUUCUGUUAUUCAAUGAAAAUACCAACAGACUCGGAUAUUUAGGACAAACUAAGAGUCAGAUCAGCAGAAACAGAGAACACGGAAAUGUCUGCUGUAACUGCGUCACUCUGCUCCAUUUUGAUGUUUGUUGGUGUCUUCGUGUUUGUCUCUGCAGAUGAGAAAAUCAUCACAGCUAAGUCUGGACAAGAUGUCACUUUGCCAUGUCGAGAUCCAAACAACAACAAACCCAUCGUUGUUGUAAACUGGAGCAGAACUGACCUGAGAGAUAAAUAUGUCUUUUUCUACCAGGAUGGGACUAUUAAGCCAGAUAACCAGCACCCAUUUUUUAAGAACCGGGUGGAUCUGCAGGACAGACAGAUGAAGGAUGGAGACGUGUCUUUGAUUCUGAAGGAUGUGAUGACAUCUGAUGCUGGAGCAUAUGAGUGCCAUGUCUUCAUAGAGGGAACAAGCUCAUGGAAAACCAUCAGCAUUAUCUACCUUAAUGUUUUUCCACAUCAGAAAACCAUCACAGCUGAAUCUGGACAGAACAUCACUCUGACAUGCCGAGCUCCAAAGAAGAAAAUUGCAGAUCUACACUGGAGCAGAGCUGACUUGGGGCCAGAAUAUAACAUUUGUUACCAGGACAGUGAGUGUGUAACAGAUGAGCAGCAUCCAUCUUUUAAGAACCGGGUGGAUCUGCAGGACAGACAGAUGAAGGAUGGAGACGUGUCUUUGAUUCUGAAGGAUGUGACGAUUAAUGACACUGGAACAUACGAGUGUCGUGUCUUCAUGGCAGAAAAUCACUCAUGGGAUCUUAGCAUCAUCAGCCUGAGUGUUGUUGAUCCUCCAGUGCGGGCAAAAAUCACAGUUGAGUCAGGAACGAAUGCAAUUCUGCCAUGUCAAGCUCCAAACAACAGCAACGACAAUGUUGUAGAGUGGACCAGAGCUGACCUCGAGCCAGAAUAUGUGCUUUUGUACCGGGAUGGGCAAUUUGAUUCAGAUGACCAGCAUCCAUCUUUUAAGAACCGGGUAGAUCUGUGGAACAGACAGAUGAAGGAUGGAGACGUGUCUUUGAUUUUGAGCUAUGUGACGAUUAAUGACACUGGAACAUACGAGUGUCGUGUUCUUAUAAGAGGAACAAACCGCAGAAUGAGAGCUGUUUUAGAUGAUAAACCCAUCAGCAUCGUCACACUGAAAGUUGAUCCUCCAGGAGGAUCUGUUGGACUCAUCGCUGGUCUGAGUGUUUCUGCUUUGCUUCUUCUUGCUGUUGCUGUUGGUUUCUUUAUCUACCAAAAAAGACUGAAUCAUUCCAGGUAAAGCAGAGCAUUGUCACAACACAAAUUUGAUUCAGAUGACAAACACAAAGAUAAAUAAAUGAUGGUGAACAUCCAGCAGACGGCUGUAGAAAGCUGGAUGUUCAGAGUCUGAUGUUAUUUCUCUGAUGAUCAUCAUGUUCAGACUCAGACCAACAGUGUGUGUCUGUGCUGUCUGUCAGUGACUCUGAACUACAGUUUAUUCAUCUUCAGGCUGUUCAUGAGAUUUACUGACACAAAGUCAAACUGUGUUACAAACAUACAUGAAUUUAUAUGAUAUUAUCUCAGAGUCAGUGAGUGUUUUUGUGUUGGAGCUUCAGCUUAAGCUGUUUGUAAGAACUUACUUGUUCUGUGAGAGAUGAACAACACAGACCUGAGAUCAGCUGUUACACACACUGAAUGAAGUGACAACACAAACGCUGUGUGAUGAUCUGAGUGUAGAUGAAGGUCUGUGGAUUCAAGACAAUCAAAAAUCAUGUUCAGAAUCCAGGAUCUGUAACAACUGAAUGAUUUUGGCUCAAUAUGGGUUGUUUACAAAGUUUGGGUUGUCUAUGAAGUGCAUUUCAAAUUAAGCACAGCUUUUAUGUUUGUAUAAAAUAUGAACUUAAGACUUCUCUUUAGUUGACUUUUUUGAGCCAACAUAUUUGCAUAAUCUUUUGGAAAAUCUAGUUCAUCAAGUCUUACAUUUAUAAAUGGUUUUGGGAUAAUAUGAAAGUAAAGAUAUGGUUGCAGAUAUUUCUUUUCAUCUGAUGUUAAACUGUUCGGUUUACAAACUUUUAAAAAAACAAAGCAAAACAAAAACUUUCUACAGGGAAACUAAAUCAUGUAAUGUAAAGUUCCUAACCAUGUGCACUCUCUCUUACUUUCAACUUUACUUUGCCAAUAAAAUUUUACAUCUAAA
Oreochromis niloticus (Nile tilapia) is the source of this 2300-nucleotide messenger RNA. Its product is annotated as matrix remodeling-associated protein 8. Gene Ontology annotation, biological process: T cell costimulation; cellular response to lipopolysaccharide; negative regulation of T cell proliferation. Gene Ontology annotation, cellular component: external side of plasma membrane. Lineage: Eukaryota; Metazoa; Chordata; Actinopteri; Cichliformes; Cichlidae. The transcript has 5 exons. The record is from RefSeq and is a predicted model, not a curated record. The coding region runs from base 192 to 1403 and encodes 403 amino acids.